Messenger RNA from Ananas comosus (pineapple), 3253 nucleotides. RefSeq names its product protein RDM16. The transcript is spliced from 6 exons. The record is from RefSeq and is a predicted model, not a curated record. Gene Ontology annotation, biological process: mRNA splicing, via spliceosome. Lineage: Eukaryota; Viridiplantae; Streptophyta; Magnoliopsida; Poales; Bromeliaceae. Gene Ontology annotation, cellular component: U4/U6 x U5 tri-snRNP complex. Bases 133 to 2880 code for a protein of 915 amino acids.
CUAUUAUCUAGUUCGAGAACCCUCGGCCACGCACUCCCCCUCCCUCCUCUCGCUUCGGGGAGCCAAACCCUAACCCUAACCCUAACCCUAGCCCUCCUCCCCAAUCGCACCCCUCCGCCUCCCACCUUCCCCAUGGAUAGAGCCUCCGAGCGCGACCGCUCGAGCCGCCGAUCCCGAGAUCUCCGCGACGGCAAGGAUCGCGAUCGCGAUCCCGAUUCUUCCAGAGGCCACCAUCACCACCACCACCGCGACCGCGAUGGCGAACGCGAUCGCGAUCCCGAUCGUGAUCGAGAGCAUAAGCACCGCCACCACCACCACCACAAGGACGACGAGAAGCGCCGCCGCGACGACGACGACGACGACGAGGAGUCCUCCCCUUCCGAUCCCGAGCACAAGCGCGAGAGGUCCUCGAGUAGAGUCAGGGACUCCGUCGAGCGGGAUGGAGUCCCCAGCGAGCACUCGGUGGAGCGGCGCCACGCCUCGAGGAAGCGGAAGGAGCAGGGGCGAGAUGAGGAGGAGCCGGAGAGGGAGGAGAAGCGGGCUAGGGUUUCAGAUGGUGGGAGGGAGGAGAAGAGGGAAAGGCGGCGUUUUGAAGAUGAUGCGAAUGGGGUUGUGAAAGAUAGGAGGAGGAGAGAUGAUUCGGAUGAUACGGAGGUGGAUCGGAAGGAAAAGAAGUCAGAAGAAGGAUCGGUUAGUAAUGUAGAUGAUCGGAAGCAGAGUAGAGACGCGAGGAGAUUUAGCGAUAGCGGUAUUGAGGUCGACAAGAAAGAUUUAGAUGAGAAAGAGACGAAACGAGAACAUAGGGUUAAGGAUAGGGCAAAGGAUGAAGAUUUAGGGCACGGGGAGAAAUUGGAAAAAAUCGAGGUCACUAAUGGCCAUCAUAAGAUCGCUGCUGCGGAGAAGGGCGGUUCGACAGCUAACCUUGCUGCGCUGGAACCGCUCAGUGUGGCAUCUAAGCUUUUAGCGACCUCUGUUGAUUCUCACCAUCCUCUUCCUACUAAGGUAUCUUCAAUUACUACCACCAAUGAAAAUGAGGGAGUUAGUAUUAGAUCUGAUGAGGUUCCUGGAAAAUCUAGUACAGAUGGAACAGCAACUUCACUCACUUCUGGCAAAAGUGGCAGCCUCUCUCUUGAUGCUUUAGCUAAAGCUAAAAAGGCUUUACAGUUGCAGAAGGAACUUUCGGAAAAGCUGAAGAAGAUACCCGUGCUUAGUAAAAUUGGCACUUCGGGCUCUAAUAGCUCCCAGGUAGCUCCUAACAAAGACGAAAGUAAAACACCUUCACUGAAUACAGGAACAAAGCCUAUCUCUUCUGGUUCUUUAACAGUCUCUGCAAAUCCUGCCCAGACAAUGACUAACUUAGCCACAGCUGCUUCCAUGACUGGGAAACCAGGUGUUCUUCCUGGGCUCCCUAGCAUUCCUAAUUUGGAAGCUGUAAAGCGGGCUCAGGAACUUGCUGCUAAGAUGGGAUUUCGCCAAGACCCGGAAUUUGCUCCCCUUAUAAAUAUGUUCCCUGGUCCAUCAGUCGCUCCAUCCACUGAUGUAGUUGCACCUCAAAAACCUGCCAAGGCUCCUGUUCUUCGUUUGGAUGCCCAGGGUAGAGAAAUUGACGAACAUGGGAAUGUCAUUAAUGUGCCUAAGCUUGCGAAUCUUAGUACUCUCAAGGUUAAUAUAAACAAGCAAAAGAAAGAAGCCUUCCAGAUAAUUAAACCAGAUUUAGAUGCCAUUGCUGAAUCAAAUCCUCAUUUUGAUGAGAGUAUGGGUAUUAAUAAAACUAAGCUUCUUAGGCCCAAAAGGCCCGGGUUUCAGUUUUUGGAGGAAGGCAAGAUGUCAAGAAUGGCAGAGCUGCAAAGAAUUAAGAACCAAUUUGGUGAGGCACAAGCAAAGGAGCUAAAAGUGAAGCAGACCCAGCUUGCAAAGGCGAAAGCUGAGGGCGAUAUCAACCCGAAUUUAAUAACAGUAGCACCAAGAGUUACUAAAGAAAGACAGAAAGAAGAGAUUCCUGAAAUUGAGUGGUGGGACAAACAAAUUUUACUUUCGGGCACCUAUGAAGAUUUCUUUGAGGAGAAACUAAAUAAGGACAAGAUCACAAUUUAUAUAGAACACCCGCGCCCGAUUGAGCCCCCGGCAGAUCCUGCGCCUCCGCCACCACAACCUCUCAAGCUAACAAAGAAAGAGCAGAAGAAACUAAGGACACAAAGACGUCUUGCAAAGGAAAGAGACAGGCAAGAAAUGAUUAGGCAGGGGCUCUUGGAACCACCCAAGCCUAAGGUCAAAAUGAGCAACCUCAUGAAAGUCCUGUCUUCUGAAGCAACCCAAGACCCGACCCGGCUUGAGAUGGAGAUCCGCAGUGCUGCUGCUGAGCGCGAGCAAGCCCAUGUUGAUAGAAACAUCGCCCGCAAGCUAACACCCGCAGAACGUCGUGAAAAGAAAGAGCGGAAACUCUUUGAUGAUCCAAACUCUCUGGAAACCCUAGUAUCUGUGUAUAGGAUCAGUGACCUCUCACACCCGCAGACGCGGUUCAAAGUCGAUGUGAAUGCGCAAGAGAACCGAUUGACGGGAUGUGCGGUGAUAUCGGAUGGUAUAAGCGUUGUGGUAGUGGAAGGAGGAAAGAAGCCAAUCAAGCGGUAUGGGAAACUGAUGCUGCGCCGGAUCGACUGGGCUGCGGCCGUGAAUGAUGAGGAGGAAGGGGAUGAGGUGGACCCUGAUAAGCCUGCGAAUAGUUGUGUUCUGGUGUGGCAGGGGAGUGUCGCAAAGCCGGGCUUCCACAAGUUCAUAGUUCACCAGUGCAGGACCGAGGCGGCUGCCAGGAAGGUGUUCGCAGAUGCUGGAGUUCCGCACUACUGGGACCUGGCCGUCAAUUUCUCGGAAGAAUUGCUAUGACUGAAGCUUAUCAGAUUGCAAUCUCAUUUCCCGAGGUACUUGUGCGAAAUCGAGGAAAGUAUACACUAUCCUGAGUAUUUCUGUUCUUCUUUGUUUCCUGUUUGAUUUUAUGUGCCAUAUAAGGCCGUGAGGAUGUCUCGUGUUAUUUUCGUAUAGAUAAAUGCUGCAUUGGGCAUACUUAACCUGUCUUUGUUUCCAUGGUUCAGUAAUACACUGCUAAACCUCGUGAGAUUUGAACUAUCACAUGUGCUUCGAAUGUGUUAUCAGCUACCCUUCUAAUAUCUUCUAGGUUAGAAGCACUUUUUGUUUGAAACAUGGAUUUGUAGAUGGGCUUCUAUGAUUGUUCAAUAUAUUGUGUUCUUAAUGUGUCUUA